Molecule: messenger RNA, 573 nt
Organism: Venustampulla echinocandica
Lineage: Eukaryota; Fungi; Ascomycota; Leotiomycetes; Helotiales; Pleuroascaceae
Exons: 1
Coding region: 1-573 (190 amino acids)
Source: RefSeq, a predicted model, not a curated record
AUGCGCGCAUCUCUCAUUGCCAGCGUCUUGGCUCUCGCCAUAUCCCAAGUCACCGCGGAUUAUAACCAAUCUGCGCCCUUCACAAUAAUCCUACUCUCUCAGAACUCGACCCUUAAUGGUGCCUCGCUCGCCGCCUGCCAUGAAGGCGCUGCCAUUGAAGGACUCUGUCUUGCUGGUGGGAAAUUUGGGGAAGCUACACAGUUCACAUACAAUACCAGCUCUCCAGACGACAAGACGGGCAUCCUUGCCUACCAACUUAUUGGGGGGAAUUUCAAUGUGUCCUGCCCAAUGCAAUUCUCAUACAGCCCGUCAUCCAACGUCGCAAUGCCCAUAAUCAUCCCCGGGACGACAUCUACCCUCGUCGGAUUUGAUAGAAUUGGGCGGAUGUUUGUCAUGAGAUACCAGGAUGAUACUCAGCCGCUGCCAAACAAUGAAGAGACACCGCAGUUUAGAUGGUAUAUUUGCCAGACCUAUUACGGAUACCCGUACCAGACAUUGGUUUGGACUGUGGGUAUUAAGGCACCCCAGAAUCCGACUUGUGUCUCCGCUCAACCUGUAAGGGUGUUUGUUUGA